Molecule: messenger RNA, 1062 nt
Organism: Gastrolobium bilobum
Lineage: Eukaryota; Viridiplantae; Streptophyta; Magnoliopsida; Fabales; Fabaceae
Product: squamosa promoter-binding protein 1-like
Exons: 2
Coding region: 178-759 (193 amino acids)
Cellular component (GO): nucleus
Molecular function (GO): DNA binding
Source: RefSeq, a predicted model, not a curated record
CAAAAUGGAACCUGUGGUCCACACCCUUUGCACCUUCUUUUCUACCUUUCUGCUUCAUAUAAACUCUCCCUCCUCUGUCACUUCAUUGCUCCCAAAACUCAAGGUUCUACCAUUUUCACUUGCCCCUCCGUUAUCUUCUUCCUCAUUGUCACCAACACCUCUUUGUUAACUCUCACAAUGGAGGCCAGGACUAUUGUUGAGAGGAAGAGAACAUUGAUUGAGAAGGUGAGAAAGAAUAGCACAGUUGAAGAAGAAGUGGAAAAUGAAGUAGAAGAGGAGGAUGAAAGUGGUGUUGGUGAUGUUGGUGUUACAGAAGAAGAGAAGAAGAAAGUUGGUGGUGGGAGAAGAGGGUCAAGUGGUGGUGGUGGAGGGGUUUCUCCACCUUCAUGUCAAGCAGAGAGGUGUGGAGCUGAUUUGACUGAUGCUAAGAGAUACCAUCGCCGCCAUAAGGUGUGUGAGUUUCAUUCCAAGGCUCCUGUUGUGGUGGUUGCAGGGCUGAGGCAGAGGUUUUGCCAGCAAUGUAGCAGGUUUCAUGACCUGGGGGAGUUUGAUGAAGCUAAAAGAAGCUGCCGGAGACGCUUGGCCGGACACAAUGAACGGCGCCGGAAAACCAACCCAGAAGCUAGCAAUGAGGGCAGCAGCAGCCACAACAAAGGCCAUCACCCCAAGGAAACUCACUGCAGGCUUGCUGAUGAGAGGGGAAGGAUUCAGACAAACAUACCAGGGAGUUCUGGCUAUAAAUCUUUCAAUAUCAGAUGAAGCCAAAUUGUUCAGCCAAGCUCCCUCUCUUCUGUCACCCUACGGUUUCUUACAAGCCAAGGCAUUUAAUAAAGACCACUUUGAAUGUUUACCAGAACAAGAAUUUAACUCAUUAAAAAUUAUAACAUCCAAAGUUGGUGUGUCUUAUGCUAUGUAAGCUAGUUCCCCUGGAACUCUAUGUUUACCUAUUUAGUGAGUGUCUUUUGAUUCUGUGUCCCUUACUAUUAAGUGUUCCAUGAAUGCACCUAUGAACGUUGUACCCUUAUCUUCCACUGGAUUAGAAUAAAAAGCAAUUGCUUCUUU